AUGAAGGUGACGUCGGAUGUUGCUGCUGCCAACAAGGAGCAGAACGAAGAGGCUAUCCGCGAGGAGUGGAUCAAGGUGAUGCAGGUCCGUCUCGUGCACGACGAACUGCAGAAGUGCCACCGUGCUGAGGGCGAGAACCACUACCAGGUGUGCGCUCCGAUUGCCAAGGUAUACGCAGACUUGCUGAAGGAGGCCAAGGUGAAGGGCUACCGCACGAUUGAUGUCUAA
Malassezia pachydermatis is the source of this 228-nucleotide messenger RNA. RefSeq names its product nadh-ubiquinone oxidoreductase 12 kda mitochondrial precursor. Bases 1 to 228 code for a protein of 75 amino acids. The transcript is spliced from 3 exons. Lineage: Eukaryota; Fungi; Basidiomycota; Malasseziomycetes; Malasseziales; Malasseziaceae. The record is from RefSeq and is a predicted model, not a curated record.